UUCUGGAAACGAGAACGCUAAAGGCAUUCCAGAUUUUUGGCUCACAAUAUUCAAGAAUGUGGGCAUGUUAGCGGACAUGGUUCAGGAACAUGAUGAACCCAUUCUUAAACACUUGUAUGACGUGAAAGUGAUAUUCCUGGAAAAAGAUCCAAUGGGCUUUGUUUUAGAGUUCCACUUCGAAUCAAAUGAAUAUUUCACCAAUUCCGUUUUAACCAAGGAAUACGUCAUGAAAUGUGAGCCAGAGAAGAGUGAUCCAUUCAGUUUUGAGGGUCCGGAAAUUUACAAAAGCAAGGGCUGCGUCAUUGAUUGGCGUAAGGGCAAAAAUGUAACCGUCAAAACGAUCAAGAAGAACCAAAAGCACAAGUCUAGAGGAUCUAUUCGCACAGUGACGAAAACUGUACAAAACGACUCUUUCUUUAACUUCUUCAGUCCGCCAGUUGUACCAGACGAUCCAGAGGCAGAGUUGGACGAUGAUACUCAGGCUUUAGUAACCAGUGAUUUUGAAGUAGGACACUACAUUAGAGAGCGCAUUGUUCCGAGAGCUGUUCUAUAUUACACAGGUGAAGGUCUGGAGGAUGAGGAAGACGAUGAUUAUGAGGAAGACGAUGAAGGUGAUGACGAGGAUGAUGUCGAAGACGAAGACGAAGAUGAGGAGGAAGGAAACGAAAGUGCCCCAACAGGCGGCCGGACACAAGGAGCGGAUCCAGUCGAGUGUAAACAACAAUAGAUUUGUACUUAAAAAGAAAGAAAAACUCGCUAAAAGAUAAAUCGCCUUGUGAAAAUGCCACAAACGACGACACAUCGACAAAAUGGACAUUUCCAUCCAGCUAAUGAUUCUUGCACUUGAGUUCGCGAGCCACAAUAACUGACAAGGACGAGACCGAAUUCGAAUCUUUUUCCUAAGCAUAUCACUUAUCCAAUUUCAGAUAAAGCCUAGCGGCGAAUGUUGAGGGUGAGAAAAGUAGAUUCGAAUUCCCUCGUCAUAUGUUUUGUCGAUAGUGUCAUUGGCAUCAAUCUACUUCACUCAGUACGAAAAUUGUCUCUUUUAAUUGCAUGAUUUUAUACGAUUGUUACGUUUUUAUACUACUGCGGAUCAAGUCACUUGAAUUCCCUUUGAAAGUCGAUGUUAUCAUAUGAAAAUUUUGGGUACUGUUAUAAAGCGUUUUAAUACAAAGUCUCUGAAACAUCA
Molecule: messenger RNA, 1189 nt
Organism: Belonocnema kinseyi
Lineage: Eukaryota; Metazoa; Arthropoda; Insecta; Hymenoptera; Cynipidae
Gene: Nap1
Product: nucleosome assembly protein 1-like 1-B
Exons: 5
Coding region: 65-727 (220 amino acids)
Biological process (GO): nucleosome assembly
Cellular component (GO): nucleus; chromatin
Molecular function (GO): histone binding; chromatin binding
Source: RefSeq, a predicted model, not a curated record